AUGUCAGAUUUGGAGAACGAAACUUUUGCCGCAGGAAAUAAUGCAAAUGGUGAACCUGAUCUUUUAGAGAACGAGUCUGUGAAUGAAAAUCAGGGACAGUUCCAAGACGAAAUUGAUGAAUCCGAAGUGGCCACUACCGGAUCUAACAAUGUCUCUGCCGUUGCAGAAUGGAAAGAGAAACGUGAAGCACAGAUCGAAGCGAGAGACAAGGCCGAUCGUGAAGCUAAGGAAAGACUGCAAGAAGAAGCUGUGAAACACAUCGAUGAUUUCUAUGAGAAUUACAAUAGGAAAAAGUCUCAGCAGUUGGAGACUGUGAAGAAAGAGUCAGAGGAAUUUUUGAAGAAGAAGAAUGAGUUUUUUUCUCAGGAAAACACUACGACGUGGGAUCGUGUCUUGCAAUUGAUCAAUGAGGAUGACGCAGAUGUGCUUGGCGGUAGAGAUAGAUCUAAAUUCAAGGAGAUUUUGCAAAGGCUAAAGGGCAACACAAGCGCGCCAGCCGCUUAG
This is a messenger RNA of Torulaspora delbrueckii, 504 nucleotides long. It is a transcript of the gene CLC1, whose product is annotated as clathrin light chain CLC1. Gene Ontology annotation, cellular component: clathrin coat of coated pit; clathrin coat of trans-Golgi network vesicle. Gene Ontology annotation, molecular function: structural molecule activity. Bases 1 to 504 code for a protein of 167 amino acids. The transcript has a single exon. The record is from RefSeq and is a predicted model, not a curated record. NCBI's taxonomy places the organism in Eukaryota, Fungi, Ascomycota, Saccharomycetes, Saccharomycetales, Saccharomycetaceae. Gene Ontology annotation, biological process: vesicle-mediated transport; intracellular protein transport.